ACAGUAACAGAAGAGGGCCCUACCAGCGCUGUCAUUGUAUUUAAAAUGAGUCUGCCUGAAGAUUGUCAGGAUAUCUGCUGGUUCUGCCGCGGUGAGCAGGAGCUCCCUGGAGACUGCUGGGAGGGGUUGUGGUGUAGGAAGGCUUAUAGGUGACUGCUCUCUUCUGCCUGCGCUCAGAGGGGGACUUAGCCACCUGCUCUAGUGAUGCAGAGAGGCUGUAUCUUCCAGUAAUCUGAUUACUGCUUAUGAGCCAUCCUUCUUAUAUCUCUGCGUGGUUACUUCGGCUUCAGCAUGUGCAUCUGUGUAGUGCAGACUGGAAAAGGUAAAGCCUGGCAAAGGUGUUAUAUUGUUUUUAUUAUUUUCCUCUGAUUUUUUUUUAAAGCAAUCUGCCUUGGUGAACCAACUCAUCAGUAUAUGUCAUUUUGGACUUCUUUUUUUAAAACAAUCUGCCUUAAGCAAAGCUUUUAAAGAAGUUUGCAGUUAUUUUUAUUCAUAUUGAUUUCUCUCGAACUGUAUUCAGUAAAUGCUUAUAAGCUAUUGCCUUGGAUGCCUUUUUAUCAAUUCAAGCAGUGUGGACUUGGUUUUCUAAAUUAUAUAUAGAUGGAAAGCAUUUAAGGAAGCUUAUUGAUCAGUUCCUUUGAUUAUUAACAUUUGUCUGUAGCCACGUGUGUCUAACUGACUAAAAAUCAAGCUAUGCCUUGAAAGAAGAAUGAAACAUUCUGUAUGUAUAUCAUAACCAAACAUUAAUUUUGGAAAUGUCAGCUUCGGGAAGAAAAGAAUUUGAUGUAAAACACAUCCUGCGCUUGCGAUGGAAACGUUUCAGCCAUCCAUCGCAAACCUCAGCCAGUAGCUGCCUUCCUCAGGACAGUUUUGAGCACUGGGGGCCAAGCCAGACUCGGCAAAAGAGCCAUGGUCAUGAGAGAAGUGUUUUUCGGAAAAAGUCUGGUGAUGUAAAUGGUUCGCUAUUUUCCUCUCCCAGAAAUGGUAGAGAUGGGAACUGUGAUAAUGACCAGCAGCGGACUACGUUUUAUGUGGAAGCAGUUGGGGAGAUGUCUAGAAUGGAAUUUACACGGGAGGUCAAGCCCUUUGUACAAGAAGUCAAAGAAGAAGAAGCUGACUCGGACUGUGAAGAGACUGGAGAGGGUUGUGGGCAACGAUUGUCUGUGGCCAGUUGGCCCUUGACACCUCAAACUGAUAUGGACUCUAGCAAUCCUGAGGAGUUUUUCCAAUCUGUGCAGCAUGCUGAGCAAACAUUCAGAAAGAUGGAAAACUACUUAAAGCAGCAGCAGCUGUGUGAUGUGAUUCUGAUUGCUGGAAAUCGCAAAAUACCGGCUCAUAGGCUCGUUCUAAGUGCUGUGUCAGACUACUUUGCUGCCAUGUUCAAAAAUGACGUGUGUGAAGCCAAACAAGAAGAAAUCAAAAUGGAGGGGAUUGACCCUAAUGCACUCUGGGAUUUGGUGCAGUUUGCAUACACAGGUUGUCUGGAACUGAAAGAAGAAACUAUUGAGAAUCUGUUGGCAGCGGCAUGCCUGCUCCAGCUCUCAAAGGUAGUUGAUGUAUGCUGUCGCUUCCUAAUUAAACUUCUGCACCCAUCAAACUGCCUUGGAAUUCGUGCAUUUGCUGAUGCUCAGGGCUGUAUUGAACUCAUGAAGGUGGCUCAUAACUACAGCACGGAAAACAUCAUGGAGGUUAUAAGAAACCAGGAAUUCCUGCUGCUUUCUGCAGAUGAAAUUCUUAAACUUCUUUCCUGCGAUGAUGUCAAUGUUCCUGAUGAGGAGUCAAUAUUCCACGCCCUUCUGAUGUGGGUGAAACAUGAUGUGCAAAGGUGUAAUGACCUUAGCAUGCUGCUUGCCUACAUCAGACUGCCACUUCUUCCCGCUCAGCUUCUGGCAGAUCUGGAGAAUAACAUUCUCUUCAAAGAUGACCUGGAAUGUCAAAAGCUUAUCUUGGAAGCAAUGAAAUAUCAUCUCCUGCCUGAAAGAAGACUUCUAAUGCAAAGUCCACGGACCAAACCGAGGAAGUCUACAGUUGGAGCACUGUAUGCAGUAGGAGGGAUGGACAACAACAAAGGUGCAUCAACCAUAGAAACAUAUGACCUAAGAACGAAUUCUUGGACACAGGCUGGGAUGAUGAAUGGCAGGAGGCUGCAGUUUGGAGUAGCUGUCAUUGAGGAAAAUCUGUAUGUUAUUGGAGGGAGAGAUGGUUUGAAGACUUUAAACACUGUUGAAUGUUACAAUCUGAAAUCAAAGAAUUGGACCAUUGUAUCCCCCAUGUCAACUCAUAGACAUGGACUUGGAGUAACACUGUUAGAAGGCCCUAUUUAUGCUGUUGGAGGCCAUGAUGGCUGGAGUUACCUGAACACAGUGGAGAGAUGGGAUCCACAAAGUCAGCAGUGGACAUUUGUUGCAAGUAUGUCUACUGCCAGGAGCACGGCUGGAGUGGCAGCUUUAAAUGGAAAACUGUGUGCUGUUGGUGGCCGUGAUGGAAGUUCCUGUCUCAGUUCAAUGGAGUGCUAUGACCCUCACACUAAUAAAUGGAGUAUGUGUUCACCAAUGUCCAAGAGAAGAGGAGGUGUAGGAGUCGCAGCAUGUGAUGGUUUUCUAUAUGCGGUCGGGGGGCAUGAUGCUCCAGCUUCCAGUCAUUGCUCACGGCUUUCAGACUGCGUGGAGAGAUAUGACCCAAAAACAGACACAUGGACAAUUGUUGCACCACUAAACUUGCCUCGAGAUGCUGUCGGAGUAUGCCUUCUUGGAGAUAAGUUAUAUGCAGUUGGUGGAUAUGAUGGACAAACAUAUCUGAACACAAUGGAAUCAUAUGAUCCUGAGACAAAUGAAUGGACAAAGAUGUCAUCACUGAACAUUGGAAGAGCUGGCGCAUGUGUCAUUGUUAUCAAGCAGCCUUAACAGUCUCAUUAUCAGGUGGCUAUACAGAAUGUACAAUGUGAAUUACUCACAAUACUCAGCCAGGAGUAGGGGGGUUGAGGGGGGAUGAGGACCACCCCAGAGUGCAGGAAUUGGGGUUAAAACCUGCAGAAAACGAGCGAUCAUCUUGGUUGUAUACUGUUCAUUUAAAUUUGAAUUACUUUGUGGUAAUUUGUAUGUAGUUUAUGAUAGAAGCAUCUUGCUUUUCAAUUCUGUAAACAUCAGAGCUUUCUCCUUAUGUCUUUGGUACUUCUCCUUCUCUAUCUACCAGUUCACAAAGGAUAUGCAUCAUAAAAUGGCUUAAAUAAAGACAGUGUUGGCCUUUCUUUCUUUCAGUUCCUAUCAAUGGUUAUGUUUACAGCAGAAAUAAAACGUUUGAUGGACCCUUCUUUUUAGUUAAUUCAGUUAACCAGUGAUAAAGCGGUUUUCACUGUAUUUAUAAAGGUGUACACAUGUUAAUGUUUUUAGAUAUAAGGAUGUCAUCUAUGAAAUGUCUAAGAAGUAUAGCAUACUUUUAUUUACAAAAUGUUUUUCCUAUGUUAUAUUAUUCUCGCCAACUUCCCAACUUCCUAGUUCCAGAUGCCAGGGACUGAGCAUCCGUCUACAGGAUGCCACUGUCUGUUUUUCACUCGUGGGGAAAGAAAAAAGCCUCCAUUUCCACCUAUUGAAUUCAUUAUAAUAGUAAUCUAAACAAAAAUAAGAAUGUUACAGUGCAUACGUCACUUCCAUUUUGCCCAAUCAUAGUACACAUCGGCUAUGUCAAUGGGUCACGGUUGAUGCUUGCCCACAAAAUUUGCUUUUGCACCAAAGCCUUAAGAAUCAUCCAUUCCCUAACCUAAGUUCCUCUCCACUGUCCGCCUUUCAUAUUCUUAUUGUAGGACUCACUUGACCCUCCUUUGUUGAGAGUGCUCCAUCAUGCAAUGCACAUCAAUCCAUUGAUAAGAGAAUGGAAGCAUCUGCCCCAUCUGCAAAGACCAAUACCAAACGUGGUAUAAAAAUGUUAUUAACUGAAUCUUCAUUGUGCACCAAGAAUUACUGUUCAGCACCUUACCUUUGUAUAUAAACUGAAUCAACACUGUAAGGCAUGUUUUAGAUCAACAUUUUGAACAUGAGACCAGAUAAAACAUGGUGCAUCAUGUACAAAACUGAGUAUAAUGUUAUCUUUUUAAUUUUAUGAAAUGUCUUCUCUUACUAUUAGUUACAUUGUUCUGUGUCUAAAGAAUGGCUUUCUAACAGAAAGAGUUUCUAACAGAACUUCAAAAUAUCAUUAUUAUUUCAUGCCUUUUCAAAUCAUAAUUUAGGUACAUUUACUAAAUACACAAGAUGAUGUCUUAGAUACAGUUUCCUGUCUUACUUAGAAAUAGGGAAUAAACUAACAAUUGUUAGAACAGAAUCUCGGUUUUGGACAAAACAAUGUUCCCGCUGUUCCCGCCUCUUAAGGGGAGAUGGAAGCCAUGCCCUCUGAAAGAGGAACUGGUGAUUCAACUGUGAUUGCUACUGCAACAGUCAGGUAAGUUUACCUGAAGUUUAAACAAGUUCAGGGGGAGUGAUCAAAGGAGGGAGCAAGUAGUAAUCCCUCCCCCGAAUCUCAAUUCUAAUUGUGCUGGAAUUGUCAUUUUUAAGUGUUUCAGUUUCUGGUGGUGUGCUUGUUAAAAAAUGUGUAUUGAUUGCAAAAGCAGGAAAAGUGUCCACAAAUGUGCAGAACAAUAAAGAAUAUUGAUAAGAGCUAUGUACUGUAGAAAGAGACCUUAAAAGUGAUAGUAACAUUUAAGCUGUUUUUAGUAUAUGUAAUAACACUUCUGAUGUAUAAAAUAAAGUCAAUGCAUUAUCUCUGCUCAGCACAAUAUAUGCAUCUUUAAGUGUCUCCAUGGUUUUAAUUCAGUUGGAAGCCCCCAUCUUUAAAAUUAAACUUUACAAGGGAAAUGUGAAUUUAAUAGUUAAAUAGUGUUUCAAAAUGUAUUAUGUCAAAAUGGUAUAUUGAACCUGAACAUAGAAACAACUUCAAUGUACUAUCAUGAAUGUAGGCCACUGUUGUUCAGUAAUAUUUAUUAAUGUAUGUAUUUAUUUAUUUAAAAGGUCCUAUGUUAAUACAAUAGCACAUUUUUUAUAGAACUAUCUAAAAUGCAUAUUAUGUAUUAUCUACAGUUCAUAUUUGAAACCAAAAUGAAAGCCUCAAAUGGUUUGCUUGUAUUUUCUCCAGAUAUGGACAUUGUAACAUAGGGCUCAUUGGUUCAGAACCACUCAUUUAUUUACACAAGUAUUUAUGUAUUUCACCUCAAAACUCCUACUAUCCAUGACUCAGUGGAAUUCCAUGAUGUAAAUGAUAGCAUGUUUCAAAUUGUGUUGAAAAAAAUAAA
This is a messenger RNA of Acipenser ruthenus (sterlet), 5278 nucleotides long. Its product is annotated as kelch-like protein 1. The transcript is spliced from 11 exons. The coding region runs from base 756 to 2903 and encodes 715 amino acids. Gene Ontology annotation, molecular function: protein binding. NCBI's taxonomy places the organism in Eukaryota, Metazoa, Chordata, Actinopteri, Acipenseriformes, Acipenseridae. The record is from RefSeq and is a predicted model, not a curated record.